AAAGUGAGUGUGAGGUUAUAGUAACACAUAACAUGUCUGCUUUCUGUGGCAGUCAGCUUGUGCCCCACAGGGACUGUGGGAAGCCCCCUCCACCUGCUUUAUUUCACAUUAUUGGACCUGCUGCAUUUGCAGAACCAAGACCACCCACUUUCACUUACCUCCACUGCAUUCAUCAGCCCUAUGCAUUCAAGGAGGAAAGAGGAGGUUGGAAGGUAGCGAGCAGACGGCAGAAAGAGGAAGCAGCACCUAACAACCAGCAGCUCGGAACAGUGCUCAUCUAUUUUGCUUCAUGAUGUACUUAGAGGUACAUAACCCUCUUGGACUGUCUGUGACAGGAAGAUGACAGGAGGCUUUUUGAGUGUCCCCAUCAUGAGGCCUAACUGCUGCUGGACCUACUUGCACGUGUCCGUCUUGGUAGUGCUGCUUCUCACCGUGAAUACCGACAGUGAAGGCUCAGACUGUUUCACUGAUAUCAGAGUACGUCGCCACACAGCUUAUGAGAUCCUUGUGGGACGAGACCUCGUCAUCAACUGCACAGUUGUUUUCUGCAGCAGUCCACCACCUGCAGUAUCCUGGUUGAAAACACAUCUAAUGCAUGUCCCCGUCGAUGUCAGCAAUCAGAGUCACAUUAAAACAGAGUGGAAACUGUUAAAAGAAUUAGAAGGCGUGUCGUAUUUGAUAUUCCAAAAAAUACGCAGUAAUGACUCAGGUCUGUAUCAGUGUCGAAUUGCGAGCGAUGUGAGUCACGCUAUCAACGUCUCAGUCCAUGGUGAUGGUGGUGGUGAGGAACUUAGCAAUGUUACACGGAAGAAUAACACAAACAGCUCAGACAUCCCUGUACCUUCACCAGAAAUAUGGAUGUACGUGUACUCUGCUGCUGGGAUCGUGGCAUUUGUUUUGCUGGUGAUCAUUGUAUCCGUCAUAUUAAUGCAAGGCUGCAAAGGGAAAACACGGAAAGAGGCACAAAGUGAAAAUCUGUACGUGGCAGUCCCCAUGGUCGAGGAACUAUCCCCAAGACCGAGCCCCUCGGACCAGUCCAAUGUGUCAUCGCCACAGAGACACAACAAGUGUGCUUAUGGAGAGGUCAAACAGAACAGAGAGAGGCCGAGGUCGAGGCCGGCGGCGGAGGACGGGGGUUCUGUUGUGUAUGCUGCGCUAAACCAUCAUCUGCCACCGGGGGCAGCUCCUCGGCCACAGAGGAAUCAAGAGGAGAGUUCAGUAUACGCAGCAAUUCGCGUGCCUUAGAGACAACCAACAAACACCAGAUUGAAUGUUUUCGGCUCUGAUACAAACCUCACACUAGAAGAGCACGGACAUUUCAUAUUUUACAUUUUUUGUUAAAUCUGCUCUUUCAUCACACAAAUGCAAAUACUACAGCACAGGCCGUUUCACCUGGUGUAUCCAAGAAUUGGGACUAAUACACUUCCAGCACACUUGCACAGACGAUUACAGCUCUGCUCAAGUGUGGCAGAGUAUACUGUAUUUCGUGGUGUCACGGUUUGCCAUUUUGAAUGUUUCCAAAAAUGUACAGGAAUUAAAAGGUCCGGCGUGUAGGAAUUAGGGGUGAGACGGACAGACUGUAACGCAAUGGACAACUGCUCGGCUCAUUCCUCCCUUUCACAAGUGUGUCAGAGAUAUACUGUAUAUACAGUGUCCCUUGCAUACUAGAAAGCACAGCUUUCACACUCUUGCUGGUUUGUCCAUUCAGGCUGCUGUAGAAAAAGGGUGGCACAAGAUGCCUGCCUCCGUAAAGCAAGGCCCUUGUCUAAAGUACACAUGAAAGGCUUAUUCUAUGGCUACAAAAUGUAAAGGGUUGUUUUUAUUCUUAUGCAAUUGUAUACUUGCUUAUUGGUAGUCUCCUAAAUGUUAUAAAACUGACCUUUAAAGACACAUAGCGAAACUUUAAGUUCCGAUUUUUUUUAAUCGGCCAACCCGUGGACAAAUUAGCAAUUGCAAUAUGAAAAUGUUUUACCCAGAGUUAAAUAGAAAACAAUGGCUUUACGACCGGGAGAAGACGCCAAAUCAGGCACAGAGGGUAUACACAGGUGUAAAAAUAGGUGUGUGAAGGUGCGACUUUUUGUAAUUAAAAAAAAAAAAAAAAUUCACUCUGCCGCUAAAACCAACAAUUUCUGAGGUGAAUUUGGUUUUUCAAUUGGAUUUUUUCAUUAGAAUUAUGGCAAUAAUUUAAUCUUGUGCGAAUUAAUCCAGCUUUCUAAAGCUAAAGCACACAAAAGGCCAAACGCAACACUCAGUCCAGUCAAACUGAAUUAAUUCAACCACUUUUUGGACCCGUUUGUAAAAAAAAAAAAAAUGUGGCUUUAAAUUAAGAGUUUCAGAAACAAGUGUUUAAAAAGCCUUUUGUUUACAUCGUAUCCAGAGGUCCUGUCCACAUUAAAAGGAGUUUUCGUAUAUGUGGACGACACGUGUCUCCAAAGUAGAAUAUAUGUGUGGUUUUUUUUCAAUGAAAACAUAAUUGUAUGAAUGUAGCCUCGGCCCAGUGCUACUAACAUACCUGUGCGUGUACAUGUAAAACAGCUUUUCACAUUCUGUAUCAUAUCAACUAAUAUACCGUACUAUACAUGUCAGACCACAUGAAUGAUUCAUCAGCUUUAUAUGUUUGUUUGUUUGUUUGAUUUUUACAAUUACUGGUUGUGUGUAUUAAACUUUGAAAAUAGAGAAUGUAAAAAUAAUGAUCUAAACUGGGUGUGCAGUCAGAUAAAAUCACAUGACCAUGAUUGCUUGAUUUAAAGUGAGAUCAUGCUGCAUGGCGACAUAACUUUGCUGUACUUUGUUUUCUCUAAAACAUUUUAAUGUGCCAUGGAAGCAAAACUUGAAUUUGAAAAUCAGAUUUUAAUAAAGGUGCGUGUGUUCCA
Messenger RNA from Solea solea (common sole), 2873 nucleotides. RefSeq names its product B- and T-lymphocyte attenuator-like. The record is from RefSeq and is a predicted model, not a curated record. Gene Ontology annotation, cellular component: plasma membrane. The transcript is spliced from 6 exons. Gene Ontology annotation, biological process: immune response-regulating cell surface receptor signaling pathway. Bases 340 to 1245 code for a protein of 301 amino acids. Gene Ontology annotation, molecular function: signaling receptor activity. Lineage: Eukaryota; Metazoa; Chordata; Actinopteri; Pleuronectiformes; Soleidae.